AUGCUUCUGCGUCCGUCCACCGAUCCAGUCGAAGGACCCAAGUCCUUGGUCUUCCACUUGAUCACUUCGACGGAGUUGGCCCCGGUGGUCUCUCGGGCCCUAAUCACUGUGCUGCCAGUACUGGGCGCGCAGCUUCAAGUCCACUCGGAUGCACUGGUGCAGAAGCGCAUCAAGAGCACCUCAGCUGAGAAGAAAACAGGCUUGAUCAGCUAUCGCUCCAGCUCGGGUGCACGCAAGGGCUUGGCCAGCGCCUUUAACUUUGCACCCUUCUACUUGGAGGACUUCCUGCGUGACGGUGGGCUCCCAAAGAGGCUCAUCUACUUGGACACUGAUGUGCUGCUCUUGGGCGACAUUGAAGCCCUUUGGAAGGUGGACAUGAAGGGUCUUCCAGCAGCAGCAGUGGAGGACUGUUCACAGAGUUUCGACAUCUACAUCGACUUUGAUGAGAUGGAGGCCCUAGGGCUCAAGAAGACUGGCUUGAGCAAGAAAGACUGUGUCUUCAAUCGCGGCAUCUUCGUGAUGGACGUGGCUAAAUGGAAGCGGAUGCAGAUCACCAAGGAGAUUGAGCACUGGAUGGCCAAGUACAAAGAGUCCAAGAAGGACCUCUACAAAUUCGGAAUGUCCCAACCACCAUGGCUUCUGGCACUGCACAAGAAGUACCACAAGCUAGGUGAAGAGUGGAAUUGUCGAGGCCUUGGCCGUGAGACGUUGUCCUUGAAGGAGCUGAAGGAGCUCAAGACGGAGCUACACCUGGAUUUCAAAGCCUUACAGAAGGUGGGUGCACGGGCAAUGGGCGACCAAGCACAGCCCUACAUCGCGUCCUGCUCCAGAGAGGCACAAAUCCUUCAUUUCAAUGGGAAGCUGAAGCCGUGGCGGAGCCACCGAUGGGUUCGAAAGAAACCAGCACCCAUGUGCAUGGUGCACGGAAAGACCUUCCCGACCUUGGAGAAGAAGAGCGUCCUGGACAUGUCGUUCGUGCGCUGCGCGGACAUUUGGUCGAACUUCCUCUCCAUGCCCGCAGCCGAGCUUCUGAAUUCCACUGCGCAGCAGUUCUACCGUUUCCAAUGUGGCCGAAAUGGCUCAAGCGACGGGGGCGUUUCGGAGAUGGUGCUUGGUCGCCUGGCUGCGUUGGGGGCGAUCGGUGCUCAUGCGCAGAGUUUGGAGGAAUCGCCUGAGGCAGGAAAUGGCCUUUGCUGGUACAACAGCGACAGGAGCUAUGAUCGCUGCUGCCGGCAGCGGGAUCCAGACUGUUGGGUGGGAAUCUGGGUCACUGCAGACCUGUGCUGUUACAACAUCACGCAGCAACAGCAGGAGUGCUUCGAUUCAAUGGAAAUGCGCGUGGAAUCCAAGCUGAGAAGGCUUCAUGAUAUGGCUGAGAUGGCAGAAGAGGAAGGUUUGAUGGAGCAAGCUUACAUGUCUCGUGUUCAAGCAUCCAGCUAUGAGAUCUUGUUAUCCCAGCCUCUCUCGAUGUGGUCCUGGGCUUGCAGUGUACCUGACUCUCCAUUUCUUUGGAGUCCAGACUGCGCAUGUUGCGAACCUGAGGAGGGCCAUUGCAAGCGACCUGACGAGCUCUUUGUGCAGAAGGCCUUCCUCAGCUGUUGCUACAGCGUUUAUGCUCGGCGCACCUUUGAGGAGCCGGAGGAGGCCUUGGAGGCGCAGAUCCAACGGCACUUGGAACCCCUGCGCCCCUCGCGCGCGGCGAUUCAACGCCUGGGCCCCACGCUGUCGUGGCACCUAGGAGGCGCCUCUCGGGCGCAUGGAUGUGUCAUCUCCAUCCACCCAAACGGCAGCAUUACGACGUGCCCGGAAGAAGUCGCUUGCCAUGGCUUCGAUUGCUCCUUUUUGCGUGCAGUGGUUUUGGCACUGGAGGUGAUUCAAGCGAUCCAUCCACUGCCGCCACUGGACUUCGUGCUGAAUGCAGGAGAUGAAACCUUAGAGAACACCUUGCUGGAGGCGCCGGUCUUUACCCGUGGAGGGACUUGGUGGACACACACGUUGACCUUGCCGUUUGAGUGGCAGAUGCAUCCAACACAAUGCGUUCGUACGAUCAAGGUGGGAAUGAAUGCCAUGGGUCUCAUCAAGUGGGAAGACAGGAAGCCAAUUCUCAUUUGGCGUGGCUCUCAUUCAAACUUGUGGACACCACAUUGCAAAAUCUACAGGGCGGCUCGUGAGUUUCACAUGUUGGAGCGCUGUGUGACUUCCUUACCUCCGCAUGGCUCGCCCCGCGAGCCCAUCUGGAACUUCAGCACCUGGCUGCAGAUGCCGCGAGGGCGCUUGAUCAUGCUGAGCCGCUUCGUCGACUUCGUGGAUGCCAAGCUGGUGGACUCCAAGCUAGUGCCCAUGCGCCUUGGUGUGGGGGUCGUUUUCCCCCCGUUUGUUGCACAGCAAGUUGUGUCGUAGAAGCGACGACUGGUGUGGCGUCUUGACUGGUGUGGGGCUCCCGUGGGCUUGUCGUUUUUUGAGUGGGGGGAGGUGUUUUUUUGCGGUGUUUCAAUCGGAAGCUCAGCAGCACCAGCAGUUCUCUUGAACCCCCUGCUUGAAUGAUUGGGUCAAUCUUCAACCUUUGAGUGGGGGAUUCCAACCCCUGACUGGGGAUCCUGCACCCAGUCCCUGAGGAGCCCUGACUUGGAGUCCUUCUUGCGUGAAGAGCAGCUCUAUGGCGAGCGCAUUGAGGCUGAAGCCUUGGCACAGUACAAGUAUCACAUUGCCAUUGAGGGCAACUGUGCGGCGGACCGCGUGUGCUGGCAACCCUUCUUGGGGUCCGUGUUGUUGCUUCCCGAUGGCCCCUGGCAACAACUGCCCACCGUCCGCACCAUGGAACCCUGGGUGCACUACGUCCCAGUCUUGUACGAUCUCAGCGAUCUGGUGGACAAGUUGCUGUGGCUCCGCGCCCACGAUGCCGAGGCCAAGCAAAUCGCCCUCAAUGCCGUGGCCUUUGCACAUCGGCAUUUGACAUGUGAUGGCAACAUCUACUACUUGGACCGCUUGUUCCGAGCCUAUGCCGCCAAGCUUGUUCCUUGAUCGAUGCUGGGCAUGGCUCUGGUGUGGUCAGAAACACCACGUUUUGCAGUGUCAAGCGAGCCAUGUGGGUGGUUUAUCGGAUGAUCUUGGGCUGGCAGUCUGCCGAGCCAACGGUGUCUUCCUGCGUUCCUGAGAGGCAUAUGAUCGAGGCAAAGAAGCACUUCAUUCAGGACGACGAUGGCAUCACGAUGAUCCACCGCAUCGCUCCUGUGGGCGAAUUCCACGCGCCUCGCACCGCCAGUCUAGCGGUCGAAUGCCGGACAGAGGGACGUGGAGGAAGCGAAAAGAAGCUACUUGU
Messenger RNA from Durusdinium trenchii, 3319 nucleotides. The record is from the annotation of a GenBank genome assembly. NCBI's taxonomy places the organism in Eukaryota, Dinophyceae, Suessiales, Symbiodiniaceae.